AUCAGCUCGGAGUGUGUGGAAAGGAGCUGCUCAAGGCACGAGCGCAGAAACCUUGAUGACGCAGGCAAACAAGUUACUCAGCAACGCUUUGAUUUUAAUUUAAUUAUUAUUGUAGUAUAUAUAAAUAACUAUAUAUUUUAAACCUCGCUUCGUAGUACUGCUGAGUUAGUUUGUGAGUUGAUCAUCAAGUUUAAUGACAUGCGCCUCCUUGACUCACCGUGGCGGCUUUAACUCCAUCGGAUCUUCAUGACAAGUUGCGUUGAUGUUAGCUUAGCCAGUUAGCUACAACUUACAGGUUGUGACAACUCACUAUUUUAUACACUAAUUUUUUUGUUUGUUUGUUAAUACGAACCGCUGCGAAGCCAUGACGGGUAGAGAAGAGGAAUAUGACUAUCUUUUCAAAGUGGUGCUAAUCGGAGACUCUGGAGUCGGGAAGAGCAACCUGCUGUCCCGCUUCACGCGCAACGAGUUCAACCUGGAGAGCAAGAGCACCAUCGGCGUGGAAUUUGCCACUCGCAGCAUUCAUGUAGAGGGCAAGACGAUCAAAGCGCAGAUCUGGGAUACUGCAGGACAGGAGCGAUAUCGUGCCAUCACCUCAGCAUACUACCGCGGUGCUGUCGGUGCUCUCCUGGUGUAUGACAUUGCGAAACACUUGACGUAUGAAAACGCCGAGCGCUGGCUGAAGGAGCUGCAGGACCACGCCGACAGCAACAUCGUCAUCAUGCUGGUGGGCAACAAGAGCGACCUGCGUCACCUCCGAGCCGUGCCUACGGACGAGGCCAAGGCCUUCGCAGAGAAACAUGGGCUUUCCUUCCUCGAGACUUCUGCUUUGGACUCCUCUAAUGUAGAGCUCGCCUUCCAGACCAUUCUCACAGCAAUCUACCGCAUCGUAUCUCAGAGGCAAAUUUCCGGGCGUGGCGACGCUGACUUCUCGCCAAGCUCUAAAGUCGUACCCAUCACGGUGCAGCCCACACAGAAUUCGGGAAAGCAAAGUGCCUGCUGCCAGAACAACUAAGCAGCACAAUGGGAUUAUGGGUAAAAACCGACAUAAGGCUGGCCAAGGGGGGUUGCAAAGUUUGUUUGUCUGUCAAGCACAUUAAGAACACCCCCUCCCCUCCCCUCCCCCUUUCCUCUUAAUAACACAUGCAGUAGGCUUUAUCAGCUAAGCCCUAAUUCAACAAGUUAAGCUUUAACAUGGGGACAGAAGUGAAAAGAUUGUUGUUGCUGUUGGGUUUUCCCCCCUCCCCCCACUCCACAGACUGAUUUUUAAUGUUCUUUGUUUUUUGCGCUAAUUAGAAAUGGCACUCGGAGACUUUCUUUGUGUGUCUGCCCAUUUUGUCAGAGUAACAGUUGCUCACCAGCUAGUGCUUAAAGCCAGUGCACAUGGAACAAGGGUGCUACAGUGAAAUGUCCAUUUUAACCACUAAACACUGGGUCUUUUUUUUUCUUUUUUUUUUUUUUAAAAGUCUCCUGGAGGAAGCAUCCCCCCAGUCAGUGGAUCCUUGGGGGGGGGGACCAAGCAAGCAAGCAACCCCCCCCCCCCCCCCAAAAAAAAAUCUAACGACUUCAUGUGUAUCUGCUGCGUCUGCCUGUAUCGUUGAUUUUGUAAGAUGACAACUAGCGAAAGAACCAAAAACCCCUUUAUUUAUUUGAUGCAUUGAAAUAUGAGAUGACACUGCUAAUAGCAUCCUGAUAGCCUGUGGAAUUUUUUUUUUUAAGCACAUUGUUUUAUUUAGAUGGUGUUUGAUGGUCUAUGAUAUUUAAGGGUUGAUUAACUGUUUUCUCUCCAGGGUGUAAGUGUAGUUUUUUUUUUUUUUUUUUUUUAAUUGUGUGUGUAAUGCGUGCGUGAGGGGGGGAGAGAAGAGUUUUCCUGCUUCCUAUUUCCUAUCGGGUGGUGGGGUGUCCCCCCCGCCCUUUGGUUUAUUUGAAUGGAUCAGUUUUGCUUUAUAGAGGCUUUUCUAGGUGCUGUUUUUAUCAGUGAGUCAUUUAACCUGGCCUAAGACGGAGGCAUGAAACAGGAAAGCAGAGGCAGGCUCAUCCCUUUAUUUGGCUGGAUUAUGUUGCAGGACUGAGCAACAGCAGUGCACUGAGCUGCUCACUGAGGAGUUUCUGGUGUACUGGAAGGGGCUUGUCUUACUGUAAGUGAAGUCCUCAUUGCCCAUCCUGAUAAUAUACUGGAUGUAACCUGAAGAAAGCUGUACCCUCAGGGAUCCCUGUUAAUUGUGUCCCAUAUCUCACUCUCUUUCUCUGCUCCCCCUCCUAUUCUCUCUGGUUGGAGUCAUGGUCACGGUGAAAGGGAGCUCAUGGUAGGUCAGAUGAAGGAAAAAGCGGAGUUGUGCUGAAGGUCAUUUAUCUGUAGGUCUACUCUAGCAAUCAGGAAGCCUCUUAAUUAAAAUUACAGGCUUGUGAAAGAACCGGUGAUGUUUAUUUAGCAGUCGUCACUGACUUUACUUUUUGAGAAUGGGGUUAGAUUUCUUUCAAGGAGUGUCCAGAUGUGUGUUCUGCAUUUUAAAAUUCCUCAGCGACCAGCAGUAUCUCUCACCUCAUUCAAUUUGUGUGGAUGUUUUGGGUUUUUUUUCCCCCCACUCAAGAUGUUCCUAGAUUAAAUACUGCUUUAUUGCUCCAAAUAAAUGGUGGAAAUGUGAAAUCAAAUGAUCUAGUAAUCCAGGGAAAACGUGUGUCCCCUUGGUGGCAUCUGUCUUGUUCUGGUUUCAUAACACGAGUUUAUAAAAUAACCCAAAAGUGAAAUGGUGGAGAAAAAACAAGUGCCCCCCCCCCCCCCCCCCCCCCAAUAUUAUUGGCGUUCUUGUAUGAAGGGAUGAAAUGUUUGUUAGAAGGGACUUGAUGUUGAUGUUUAUGAUAAAUCUGUAUAUUUGGAUAUAAUAUAUAAAUAAAUUGUAUUUGCUUUUA
Molecule: messenger RNA, 2910 nt
Organism: Neoarius graeffei (lesser salmon catfish)
Lineage: Eukaryota; Metazoa; Chordata; Actinopteri; Siluriformes; Ariidae
Gene: rab11al
Product: RAB11a, member RAS oncogene family, like
Exons: 5
Coding region: 365-1015 (216 amino acids)
Biological process (GO): melanosome transport; neurotransmitter receptor transport, endosome to postsynaptic membrane; exocytosis
Cellular component (GO): transport vesicle; axon; postsynaptic recycling endosome
Molecular function (GO): GTPase activity; GTP binding
Source: RefSeq, a predicted model, not a curated record